This is a messenger RNA of Carassius auratus (goldfish), 4491 nucleotides long. Its product is annotated as semaphorin-6D-like. Gene Ontology annotation, biological process: semaphorin-plexin signaling pathway; neural crest cell migration; axon guidance. Gene Ontology annotation, molecular function: semaphorin receptor binding; chemorepellent activity. The transcript is spliced from 23 exons. Bases 696 to 4004 code for a protein of 1102 amino acids. NCBI's taxonomy places the organism in Eukaryota, Metazoa, Chordata, Actinopteri, Cypriniformes, Cyprinidae. The record is from RefSeq and is a predicted model, not a curated record. Gene Ontology annotation, cellular component: plasma membrane.
GGAGCGAUAGCUCACAAUGUAAUAGAGUUUUAGCGCAGUCUUGCUUUUCAUAGGCGUGUGUCAACUGUGUGUGCCAAGGGCUGCUCCGCUUACUAAUGCGAUUAAUGAACACAACGAACCAACUGAAGGAACACUAAACAAACACCCUGAUUGUCCGUUUCGUCUGUUUUAAUACGGACAAGCUGCGUGUCUGCAAGGAAUCAAGCCUCUACACGAGCACAAAGGAACAUUAAAAACGAAGCAAAGGUGGUUUGUGGAAUGUCACAACUUCCUUAAGUGAUCCAGCACUUUACCCUCAGCUUAAUCACCUGACUGAAAUCCUGCUAUCUGAUUGGAUCAUCUUUUGAGGAUCUCGAGUGAAAAUCUCUUUGGUCUUGCGUAGCCAUCUACCCUCUUGAACACCAGUGACAGCCAAAGCUUUUCCACCACUGCUCCUCUCCUGAAAGGAUAACAGAUCUCGAGUGAAAAUCUCUUUGGUCUUGCGUAGCCAUCUACCCUCUUGAACACCAGUGACAGCCAAAGCUUUUCCACCACUGCUCCUCUCCUGAAAGGAUAACACUGUGGGCUUGAAAACCUGCCAACAGCAGAUAAAUGCAUUUAGCAUGAUACCCCUCCCCUCCUCUUCUCCUCCUGGUCUCCGCCAAAUGCUGUGGAAGUGGAGCAAGAUGCCAUUUCCGAUGCCUGCAGAGGGUUAGAUGGCAGCCGUGAUACUGCAGACUGAGCUGUGGCCAGAGGGGUGGUGUUCAGUCUACUCUGGGUCAUGCUGUGUGGCUGACUUCUAUGCUCUAGCUGAAAUGAGGUUGGUGAUUUUGGGGUCGCGGCCCCUCUUGGCCUUGACCUUCAUGCUCACCCUCACCUGCCUAAAACAUCUGUGCCAUGGUGCGCCGCCCUUCCCUCAGGACCUGGAGCCCAUCAGCACUGUCGGUAGUGAACGCACCUACCUGUACCCCAGUUUCCAGGGGAACAUGUCAGAUAACGACACCGCCAGGCUAGGGCUGGAUUUCCAGAGGAUGCUGCGGAUUAAUCACAUGGUCUACAUUGCUGCAAGAGAUCACGUUUUUGCCAUUAACCUCAGUGCUUCAGCGGAGCACAUCGUCCCCCAACAGAAACUGACAUGGAAGACAAAGGAUGUGGAGAAAUGCACAGUCAGGGGGAAAAACAGCGAUGAGUGUUACAACUACAUCAAAGUGCUGGUGCCACGUAACGAUGAAACACUCUUUGCGUGUGGAACCAAUGCGUUCAACCCAACAUGUCGCAACUACAAGAUGUCGUCUUUGGAGCAGGAGGGAGAGGAGGUGGUCGGUCAAGCCCGUUGCCCUUUCGAAUCCCGCCAGUCCAACCUUGGCCUGUUUGCCGGCGGUGACUUUUAUUCAGCCACAAUGACAGAUUUUCUAGCAAGUGAUGCAGUGAUUUACCGAAGUUUAGGAGAAAGCAGUCCUGUCCUGCGUACCGUGAAGUAUGACUCAAAAUGGCUUCGAGAGCCUCAUUUUCUUCAUGCCAUUGAGUACGGGAACUACAUCUACUUCUUCCUCAGUGAGAUUGCAGUGGAGUACACCACCCUUGGCAAGGUGGUGUUUUCUCGGGUCGCUCGUGUGUGCAAGAAUGAUAAUGGCGGUUCUCCAAGGGUUCUGGAGCGCUACUGGACGUCUUUCCUGAAAGCCCGAUUAAACUGUUCGGUUCCGGGCGAUUCGUUUUUCUACUUUGACGUCCUUCAGUCAUUAACCAAUGUCAUGCAGAUCAACCACAGGCCUGCAGUGUUAGGCGUCUUUACCACUCAAGCCAACAGCAUCACCGGUUCUGCCGUAUGUGCGUUCUACAUGGAUGACAUAGAGAAAGCAUUCAGUGGAAGGUUUAAGGAGCAGAGAAACAGCGAGUUGGCCUGGACGCCAGUUCCUGAUGAAAUGGUGCCCAAACCACGGCCGGGGUCCUGUGCUGGUGAUGGCCCUGCUGCUGGUUAUAAGUCCUCCACAGAUUUCCCUGAUGAAACUCUUACAUUCAUUAAGUCUUAUCCACUAAUGGAUGAGGCCGUACCAUCUGUCAACAACCGACCCUGUUUCACACGAACCACUAGCAGGUUCAAGCUGACCCAGAUUGCUGUGGACACAGCAGCUGGCCCAUAUAAGAACUACACGGUUCUGUUUCUGGGUUCGGAAAAUGGACGCGUUCUGAAGAUUCUCGCCAGCACGCAUCCAAACUCCACCUACAGCACGCAGGUUUUGGAGGACAUAGAUGUUUACAACCCCAACAUGUGUAAUGCACGUGGUGAGGACCGGAGGAUUUUGGGAUUGGAGUUGGACAAGGACCAUCAUGCCCUGUUUGUGGCGUUCUCAAGUUGCGUGAUCCGUGUUCCACUCAGUCGCUGUUCUGACUAUGGUGAUUGCAAAAAGAGCUGUCUGUCCUCGCGAGACCCUUACUGCAUCUGGCUGAGCGUGGGGAACUGUGCCUCAGUGGCGCCGGGAUUCAAGUCUGGAUUUGAGCAGUAUGUGGAGAGUGGAUAUCCUGAGUACCCAGACAGCUGUCAUGAUGUCUUGGCCACAACUCGCAAGCAGAACCCUGCAGUGGACUCGGCAUACGGAAAUACCUCACCCACAAGCGCCAGCACAACCAAUCAGGGACCAGCUCUGCCUAAAAUCAAGGGUGUCUCUGAGACAGGUACCCGCCCCGAGGAGGGGAGGCGGGGAGGGCAGGGUUCUCCUGACUUGAAGCCAGGCAGUGUGGAGAUGGAGGGAGUGCGUCGACUCCCUGAGGUAGAUAAGUCCAACCACAGUGUUCACUACACUCUGCUCAUUGCGUGUGUCCUGGUGGCGUUUGUCCUGGGAGCUUUCCUCUCUGGAUUUCUCGUUUCCUGUUACUGCAACCACAAUGUGAACAAGACCAAAAGGCUGUCGAAAGAUUCAGAAGCACCAAUCCCACAUGCUCUAUCCUUGCGCAGCCUGGCCAAGUUAAAUGGCUUGCUGGAGAGCCAAAACAAGGAUGAGAAGCUGGAGGUAUCCUCCCCCAAACUCUAUAACUCUUUCUUUGCAAAUGGAAAAGAGCAGGUGCAUCACAGGAAUGGCCAUCAUGCUGCCAUGACCGAACUCAUUCACCCACAUCAUCACAGCUCCGCAGAGCUCUCUGGCCUUCCGACGCCUGAUUCGACACCAGAGCUCCCGAUCAAGAGUAUGAAGGCCUUCAAGAACCAAUGGGAGAAGAAUCAAAACUGCAAUAACGCUAAAGAACCCAAGUCCCAUAACAUGGGAGCAUCUCGUCCGACCACUGGGAUGCAGCAUCAGGUUUUCCCCUUCUCUCAAGGAAUGACCAACGGACAAGUACUAGGUAGCUCAGCACACAUGGAGGAACGCAAAGUUCACAGUGCGGAGCGUGUGGCAAGCCAGCCGUAUCACUGCUACCCUCACAAGAUUGUGGAUGUCACCUCGCUUGAUGAGCUUCUGAAACACAUCCACGAAAUCAAUGUGGCUACGGGCAGGAGUUCCACUGUCCUCACCUCAUCCAUGUCAGCCAACGCUGGACAGAUGGCGUUCGCAAACCGCGUGCAGCCGCAGAUCCCAGAAACAGAGUCUGCGCCGUACUAUAGUUCCUCCACUCUUCCUCGGGACAGUCUUACUCGCCGCAUGGAUGUCCCACCAGAGAUUCCUCCUCAUCAUCAAUCCACUCUGGAGAGAGUGUCCCGUCACCAAUCUCAGCGCCACUCUUUGAUAACCACUCCCAAGAUGCCCAGUGGAGGUGUGGUGCCACGGCAGCAUAGCUUCAACCAACGCAGCGCCCAUCAGCCCCUGCUGCUCUCCCGAAUGAAUUCUAACGGCAGCAGUUCAGGUUGCGAUAUACGGCACCCACUCAUCCCUAAUGGAUACCUAACUCGCCAGCAUAGCUACAGCGAGCAGCCAGAUGUCCACCGUGGAGCUAUUGUCCGUCGGACAGCCUCACUCAAGCCCGACGUCCCACCCAAACCACUGUUCAUCCCUGCUAGCUCGCCUGUGAACCAGGCAGGGAAGUUCAACUACUGAACGACAGAGAAGAAAAGCCUGUGGUUUUUCAUAAAAAGCUACUUGACCUCUCAGAACCAACUGUGGUCUACAAUAGUGAAAAGAUUGGACAAAAAAAACUUGCCUUUAUGGGGGAACUAAAAAAAAUCCUCUGGAGUUUGGCUGCCAGUGUUGACGAUUUUACAUUUGAACUAUGACCUGUUUUUCUGUUUCAUUAAUAUAUUUGUACCAUAUUGGUAUUGUUCAGCUAUUGGCCAUUAGGAGAAAAGGAGUUACAGGAGUUCACCUAGAUUUAGGCUGCCACAGUGAUAAGUGUGUGGCUUUACAAUGUUUCUUUGGACUGUACGGACAGGUGUCACUGCUCCGAAUCUCUGGACCUGAACUUUUAUCCGAACAAGUGUACACAACUUGUUUGAUAUUCUGAUCUUUCUUGCUUUGGCUUAACUAUUCCAUUGAUGUAGAGUUGAUGAACUGUGCUGAUCCCAAUUAGAAAUGUAUAUAUAUAUAU